AUGAAUUUGAAUAAUGAAUCAGCGUUCACAUCUGUACCUGCACCUACAAAAAGAUCAUCACUUUCAUCGCGUGCCAGCAAAAUACCACAGAAAUUAGCACAAUCAGCAUUUUUUUCAUCGAAACCAUCAGCCAGCACAUUGAUCAACCCCAACCCUACUACUAGCCCUAAUAAUGACCGAUUAUCAACUCGUAUUAGCCACAUGCUAUUCAGGCAGAGAACUACGAGCGAAUCGAUUAUCAGAGAGUCUAGAUCUUCAUCCACACAGAGCUUAGACUACGGUAGCAACCAUGGCAUCGAUACUGGUCGCAGCUAUCCUUCUCGAAGCCUCGAUAUUCCAGCACAUGAAGCAGGGCGAAUAUAUAACAAAAGCAACCCUAAAUCUAAUCCACUGACUGUAGCAACUGCUGCAUUGGAUAACAAUCAAACGCAAUCAUCAUCUUCUUCUUCUCCUUAUUCAAUAUCAUCUCCUGAGAGAACAGACUUUUAUUCAUAUUACUACAACAGCAACAGUGGCAGACAUCACAACAAGAUCAACCACCAUCACAACAGCAGCAAUACCGCAGCUGACACAGUAAAAGAUGAAUUCAACCUGUUUUCUCCUCUUUCUUUCUCGAAUUCAUCUGUCUCCUCCUUUGCAGACUCGAUACUAAACCAUCAUAUCACACCACCGCCAUCUCCAAUGUUACCUAUGAUUAUCAAAAAUAAUAACUCAUCCACACCUGCACCUACAAAAUCGUCUAUUGAAGAGUAUGCCAAUGCCUUAACUGAGCGUUGUACACAUUUAAUAGAUUUGUUGAACGCAACAAACACUGCCAAUGCUACUACUACUAUCACUGAUGAUAAUGUUGCUGCUGCUAGUACCAUUGCAAAUGACAUGGACUUUUCUCACGUCCGAGAGCUGGAAUUGUUGUCAAACCAAACAAUGACAUUGAUAGAUGCAUGUGAUGAAUCUCUCUGCUUGCAAGACGCUAGACAGCAAAUCCAGCAACAAGACCGCUAUGCGUCGGUGGAGACAAUGAAAUUAUUCCUGGUAGAAAUACAAACUAUUUGCAAGAAAUGUUUGACAUUGUAUGAAAACGCACCAUGCUUAAGUUUUAAUGUAUCGGAUGGAUUCAAAAAGGAGACUGCAAAGAUUGAUUCCAUGAUGCACACUGCAAAACACUAUCGAGAACUACAGUCGGAUCAGAUUGACGCCAACGCAAGCUGGUUUAGACGCUACUUUGUUGGAAAACCAUACCAUACGUUUAUUGGCAGCUUGAAACAAGACGCACCCGCUAAUCUGCCCCUCAUUGAAACAACAACAACAACCACUAGCGCCAGUACGAAAAAGAGCAAAUCAAAACUAAACUCUUAUUUUGGAAGCAACUCUGUGGAUGAAACCCCACUGACAAACGACUCUGUCGGCAUAAUUUCGGUGAUUCAGGAACGAGCAAAGGAUUUCAGUGGCCCUGGAAAUGGCGCUGCCGCUAUUCUUGGGUCCCAGUAUCGAAUUAUCAUUCGUAGCAAAGAGGCCGAGCAAAUGCGUUACAUUAUCCAUGAAUGUAUGGCCAAAGAGACCCAAUCAUCGCUCGAAGCACGGGGUGAUAGCAACAAGCUCGAUAAAUGUACCUCGCACCUCCACCACGACAAGCGACUGCGACCCUUUAUGAGUAGAAAUAUCAACCAAAAUGGGUCCUCCAUGCCUCAAUUAAGCGACGCUAAUAAUACGACAACAUCAAGGAUGCUUCGAGCAGCUAUUCUAUCCGUUUGUCCUAAUAUAGACUUGCGUUCAUUUAAAGAGCUAUCGGCUGAAUCUACCAUUAUGGCAGGCUUGGAAAAAGAUCUAUUAAAAUAUGACGAAAUUCAUAUACCCAAACAUUAUAAAUUUGGCGUGCUAACAAUACGGGACAACCAAACAACCGAGGAAUCUUGGUUCUCGAAUACUGGCUUAUCAGAGCAAUUACAGGAUUUCCUCAGCAUCAUGGGCCAAAAAAUCAAAUUGAAAGGAUACAGGGGCUAUUCAGCUGGUCUGGAUACUAAAACUGGCGAGUCGGGCGAGUAUGCUUACAUUUCAAAGUGGAAUGAUUUUGAUAUCAUGUAUCAUGUGGCACCAUUGAUGCCUUCCCAAAAGAAUGAUAAACAACAAGUGCUACGCAAAAAACACAUUGGCAAUGAUAUUGUGUGUAUCAUAUUUCUGGAGGGCAGCCAAACGUUCAAUCCCAAAGCUAUCCGGUCUCAGUUUCUUCAUGUGUAUAUAAUUAUUCGACCUGAAGUGGUGAGUGGCAAGAAAUGCUGGAGAAUUGAGGUCUUGACAAAGAGCAAUGUGGGUGAAUUUGGCCCUACUACACCCAGCCCUCCAUUGCUUUACGAUGACGAUACAUUGAAGGAAUUUUUGACAUUGAAAUUGAUCAAUGCGGAGAAUGCUGCUCUGAAAUCAGACAAGUUCUUUAUUCCCAACAACAAAGCUCGGCUUGGCCUUCUAUCGACACAUAUUCAAACAGGAUUUUCGUUCAAUAUACCUCAAGUGUUGCGAUCUGCUAGUACAAAUCGCUUAUCAAGCAACAAGUCCUCAUCCUAUCUCUCUAUUACAAAACAGCAGCAGCAACAACAAAAGAAGCCCCAGCGGCCCAAAUCUGUCAACAACAAAUCACCAGCGAGUAGCAUAGGCAGUAAUGGAUCAUCUCGACUGCUUAGAGAGGCCAUUCUCGAUGAAGAGAAACGAAGCAGAUCCACAAUGGCUAGCACUGAUAUACCGCCCAUGCCAUCCAUAUCUAGAUCAACCCUGCUACAGGACUUGAAGAAAGGAUUUGUCUCUGGAUCCAAGAAAAUCAAAGGUGAAAAGAGCAUCACUCGUAAAACAAGUCAAUUGAAGAUUAGCAGCACUCCUAAUACUACAAAGCAAGCACUCGAGCGAGUAUGUGAAUUGGAUGGCUCUGGCAGUUGCCCAACCAACAAAGACGAAAUGUUUGUAGGAAAAGACAUUAACAUCUCCUCAACGAGCUUCAUUUCCACUGAGCAGUUGUUUUCAUCUGCUGAUGCUGCGUCGCAGCCAACCGAUUCCACUGUGUCCACUGCAAAGAAGCCAACAGCACCUGCGCAUCAUCGCUUUGCAAUGAAGCCUUUUCCAGCAAGAUCUAAUAUGCGACCACCCAACUUAAUACUGGAUACAGCUACUGCAGCUACAGCUACCACCAGCAUGAGCAAAAGCCAUGUAUCUGGGCUUUCUUGGUAG
Messenger RNA from Mucor velutinosus, 3213 nucleotides. RefSeq lists its product as uncharacterized. The record is from RefSeq and is a predicted model, not a curated record. Gene Ontology annotation, biological process: activation of GTPase activity; regulation of small GTPase mediated signal transduction. Gene Ontology annotation, cellular component: cytoplasm. Gene Ontology annotation, molecular function: GTPase activator activity. Bases 1 to 3213 code for a protein of 1070 amino acids. The transcript is spliced from 10 exons. Lineage: Eukaryota; Fungi; Mucoromycota; Mucoromycetes; Mucorales; Mucoraceae.